Molecule: messenger RNA, 3121 nt
Organism: Pomacea canaliculata
Lineage: Eukaryota; Metazoa; Mollusca; Gastropoda; Architaenioglossa; Ampullariidae
Product: acetoacetyl-CoA synthetase-like
Exons: 19
Coding region: 394-2658 (754 amino acids)
Biological process (GO): lipid metabolic process
Cellular component (GO): cytosol
Molecular function (GO): acetoacetate-CoA ligase activity
Source: RefSeq, a predicted model, not a curated record
UCGGGAGUUCCAGAUGGGGUGCAGGCUGUUAAAAGCAUGCCUGGCCUUGUUGAUGCGGCAUUUGGUGUCAUCGUCCGCUCCACCAUCCUUAAUUGUUCACUAUGCUCUCCAGAUCACCAACUUCUGGUAUAACAAUAUUAUAGGUUCAGUGGCCUGUAGUAGCCACGUGUGGACGUACAGUUCAAGGGUGGCUAUUUUUAUACGUACGCAGCCGUGCGUGAGAAAGGGAGCUGUUCGACCCCUACCCUUUACAAAACAAAGCCAUAACUUAGUAUACUACUAGAGUUUUUAUGUUUUUAUAUAUAUAUAUGAUUUAUAAUUUACAGUUAAAGUAAAUGUUUAAUAUGUAUAGCUGCAUGGUGCCCAUGCUUUUCUUCUUUUUAACUUUUAAUAAUGAUAGUUGUGUUAAGUUUUACUUUAUGCCCUAGUUCCCGACAAAUGAAACAGUUGGGUGAGCCAAGUCUCUGCAUGGGUGAGCCUGAUUUAACGUCCUCAGGUGAGGUGUAUCGACUGACUGCUGGCACCACAGAUUUGCUCCAAUCAUACCAGCCCAGUUUAGAAACCACUUCCGGUUUGAGAGGAGAUCGUUUUUUGCAGUCUACAAAGUUGUUGUUUAAACAAGCGGCACCAUUCUUUUCCAAUAAAAAAAUAGUUCAGAUGGAUGCUGCAGACGGAAAUAUUCCCAAAAUAAUGUGGCAUCCAGACCGAUCACAAACAACCAAGAUGGAUGUCCUUCGAAAAAUUAUCAACGAGAAGUACGGAACUCAACUGGAGUCAUAUAAAGAAUUCCAUCAGUGGUCCUGUGAAAACUAUGACAAAUUUUGGGAAGAAAUGUGGAAGUAUGCAGAUGUGAUCCACUCUCAGUCUUACAAGCAGGUUAUUGACAUGAAGAAAAACAUAGCUGAAAUACCUGAAUGGUUUCAAGGCAGCCAUUUAAACUAUGCAGAAAAUUUGCUGCGACACAAUAAUGAUCAGAUAGCAAUUUAUUCAGCAGGUGAAGGCCAGCCAGUUCCUGUUAAAAAGACCCACAGACAACUCCGACAGUCUGUAGCAUUGUUUGCUGCAGCCAUGAGAGCAAUGGGUGUCAAAAAAGGGGACAGAGUUGUAGGUUACAUGCCAAACUGUGUGGAAACAGUAGAAGCAAUGCUGGCAACUGCAGCAAUUGGAGCUGUCUGGAGUUCAACUUCACCAGAUUUUGGCAUUGUGGGUGUUUUGGAGCGCUUUACACAGAUCCAGCCAAAGUUGAUAUUCAGUGUCAAUGCUGUUCACUAUAAUGGCAAAGUUCACCCACAUAUGGACAAGCUGACACAAGUGGUUAAAGGUCUUAACGAACUUGAAAAAGUGGUGGUUGUACCUUUCGUCAAAGAUGUUCCAGUGGACCUUUCUUUGGUGAAAAAUGGUUGCACACUGGAAGACUUUCUUGACUUGGGAAAAGUAGAGGGCCAGGUGCCAGAGCUAGUGUUUGAGCAAGUACCCUUCAACCAUCCACUUGUCAUUAUGUAUUCUUCAGGCACAACAGGUGUACCCAAAUGCAUGGUGCAUUCUGUUGGGGGAACUCUGAUGAAGCACUUGGAGGAGCACUUGAUACAAGGAAACUUAAACGAAAAUGAUAUUAUGCUCUACUAUACUACAGCUGGCUGGAUGAUGUGGAACUGGCUUGUAUCUGUUUUGGCAGUAGGGGCUGCUAUUGUUCUUUAUGAUGGAUCACCACUUAUUCCACAUGUCAAUGUACUUUGGGAUCUUGUGGAUGAAUUAGGGGUGACUGUGCUUGGAACAAGUGCAAAAUGGAUUGCUGUUUUAGAAGAAAAAGGGGUUAAGCCAGCUCGAACUCAUAAGCUUUCAUCACUAAAGAUGAUCCUGUCAACUGGCUCACCUCUGAAACCUACCAGCUAUGAUUACGUUUACAGAGACAUCAAGCAAGAUGUGCUUUUAGGUUCAAUAUCUGGUGGUACUGACAUCAUCGCCUGUUUUAUGGGUCAGAAUUGGACAGUUCCUGUAUACAGGGGUGAAGUGCAGAGUUUUCACCUGGGCUGUGACAUGCAAAGCUGGACAGAGGAGGGCAAACCUGUGUGGGAUGAGAGUGGAGAACUGGUGUGUCUUAAGCCAUUUCCCUCGAUGCCAGUCUGCUUCUGGAAUGAUGCAGAUGGCAUUAUGUAUAAAAAGGCAUACUUCAACAAAUUUAAUGGUGUGUGGGCUCAUGGGGAUUUCUGCUUAAUCAGCAGCAAGACUGGAGGAAUAGUGAUGCUUGGGCGCAGUGAUGGUACGCUAAACCCCAAUGGAGUCCGUUUUGGAAGUGCAGAGAUUUAUCACAUAGUGGAGUCUUUCAAAGAAAUACAGGACAGUGUGUGUGUCGCUCAACGCAGUCAAGACCAGACAGAAGAGAGAGUGGUUUUGUUUCUUAAGAUGGUGCCUGGAGUAGUGCUGAGCCCUGAUCUCGUCAACAGUUUGAAGAAUCAUAUUCGCACUUACCUCUCUGCCAGACAUGUCCCAGGUGUCUUUCUCCCUAUUGAAGACAUUCCGUACACCAUUAGUGGGAAAAAGGUGGAGAUAGCUGUAAAGCGAGCAAUAUCUGGAAUGGACGUACCCCAGAGAGGAGCACUGGCUAAUCCUAGCUCCAUAGACCUGUAUUAUAACAUUCCAGAGCUGCAGAACUACUGAGUGAAACCACCUGCAGUUUUUCUUGGAAUUAUUGUGGGGACAGGUUGCAGAAGUUGUGAGAUACUCAGAAUAUGAACACAUCGUUAUUAAUGAGUAAGGUGACCAGACUUUUCGGGGGCGAAAGCGGGACAUGUGCCGAUGAUGGUGUGGUCACCGUCAAAGAACGCCGAAAAAAAGUGAUUUUUAAAGACAACUGGGACAUUUGAUGGACUUGUCAGAAAGCCAGAAAGCGGGACAUUGGGCGUCCCACCCGAUGAGCAUACGAGACACGAGGUCAAAAGCGGAACUAACCCUGACAUCUGGUCACCUUAUUAAUGAGUAAAGUCCUUAUGAUCAGAAAAGAUUUUGGAGGGAAUAAUUAUGCUCAUGAGUUCACAAUAAACUCCUGAUUGUCAUGCAUUUAAAGAAGGUUGUAUGACCAGGCUGGUUCAUUGUGGUAAAUAAAAGUCAUUAACAAUUAUCA